This is a messenger RNA of Phodopus roborovskii (desert hamster), 2803 nucleotides long. RefSeq names its product microsomal triglyceride transfer protein (gene Mttp). The record is from RefSeq and is a predicted model, not a curated record. Lineage: Eukaryota; Metazoa; Chordata; Mammalia; Rodentia; Cricetidae. The transcript is spliced from 18 exons. Gene Ontology annotation, molecular function: lipid binding. Gene Ontology annotation, cellular component: basolateral plasma membrane; Golgi apparatus; endoplasmic reticulum. Gene Ontology annotation, biological process: lipoprotein metabolic process; cholesterol homeostasis; lipid transport. Bases 78 to 2765 code for a protein of 895 amino acids.
CUUGCUGGCUGCCUCCAGAAGAGUCGGCUUCUCAGCGACUCCUGGGGAGUGGAUGCAGCAGAGGAUAGCCAGGCAGCAUGAUCCUCCUCGCAAUCCUUUUCCUCUGCUUCUUCUCCUCCUACUCUGCCUCUGUUAAAGGUCACACAACUGGUCUCUCAUUAAAUAAUGAGCGGCUAUACAAACUCACCUACUCCACGGAAGUGUUUCUUGAUGGGGGUAAAGGAAAAGUGCAAGACAGCGUGGGCUACCGGAUCGCAUCUGAUGUGGAUGUUGUGUUACUGUGGAGGAAUCCUGAUGGCGACGAUGACCAACUGAUCCAAGUCACGAUAACGGCCGUCAAUGUUGAAAAUGUGAACCAACAGAGAGGAGAGAAGAACAUCUUCAAGGGCAAAACUACCCCUAAGAUCAUAGGAAAGGACAACCUGGAAGCUCUGCAGAGACCCAUGCUUCUUCAUCUAGUCCGGGGGAAGGUCAAAGAGUUCUACUCAUAUGAAAAUGAGCCUGUGGGCAUAGAAAAUCUCAAGAGAGGCUUGGCUAGCUUGUUCCAGAUGCAGUUAAGCUCUGGAACCACCAAUGAGGUAGAUAUCUCUGGGGAUUGCAAAGUGACCUACCAGGCUCAGCAUGACAAAGUGGUCAAGAUUAAGGCCCUGGAUACAUGCAAAAUUGAGAGGGCUGGAUUUACAACAGUAAAUCAGGUAUUGGGUGUCAGUUCAAAAGCCAAAUCUGUCACCACCUAUAAGAUAGAGGACAGCUUUGUCACAGCUGUGCAUGCAGAAGAGACAAGGGAUUUUGCCUUGAAUUUCCUACAAACCAUUGCAGGAAAAAUAGUAUCAAAGCAGAAACUGGAGCUGAAGACGACUGAGGCAGGUCCAAGGAUGGUACCUGGGAAGCAAGUUGCAGGUGUGAUUAAAGCACUUGAUUCAAAAUACACAGCCAUCCCCAUAGUGGGGCAGGUCCUCCAGCGUGCCUGCCAAGGAUGCCCUUCUCUGGCGGAGCACUGGCAGUCUAUCAGAAAACACCUAGAGCCUGAGAACCUGUCCAAUGCCAAGGCCGUCAGCAGCUUCCUGGCCUUCAUUCAGCACCUCAGGACUGCAAGGAGAGAAGAGAUCCUCCAGAUCCUGAAGGCAGAGAAGAAGGAAGUGCUACCUCAGCUUGUAGAUGCUGUCACCUCUGCUCAGACUCCAGACUCGUUGGAAGCCAUCCUGGACUUUUUGGAUUUCAAAAGUGACAGCAGCAUUGUUCUCCAGGAGAGGUUCCUCUAUGCCUGUGGAUUUGCCUCCCACCCCGAUGAAGAACUCCUUCGAGCCCUCCUUAGUAAGUUCAAAGGUUCCUUUGCAAGCAACGACAUCAGGGAAACGGUUAUGAUCAUCAUUGGAGCCCUUGUCAGGAAGCUGUGUCAGAAUGAAGGUUGCAAGCUCAAAGCUGUGGUUGAGGCUAAGAAGCUAAUCCUGAAUGGACUUGAAAAGCCAGAGAAAAAGGAGGACACCAUGAUGUACCUGUUGGCUCUGAAGAAUGCCUUGCUUCCCGAAGGUAUCCCGCUCCUUUUGAAGUACGCUGAGGCUGGAGAAGGGCCCAUCAGCCACCUGGCUAUCACUGUGCUCCAGAGAUAUGAUGUCUCCUUCAUCACCGAUGAGGUGAAGAAGACCUUGAACAGGAUAUACCACCAGAAUCGGAGGGUUCACGAAAAGACUGUGCGCACGACUGCCGCUGCCGUCAUCUUAAAGAGCAACCCAUCCUACAUGGAUGUGAAGAACAUUCUGCUCUCUAUUGGGGAGCUGCCCAAAGAAAUGAAUAAAUACAUGCUGACCUUCGUGCGAGACAUCCUGAACUUUGAAAUGCCCUCAAGCAAAAUGAUCCGCCAGGUCCUCAAGGAGAUGGUUGCUCACAAUUACGACCGUUUCUCCAAGAGCGGGUCCUCUUCUGCCUACACUGGCUACAUAGAACGUAGUCCCCACGCGGCAUCCACAUACAGCCUUGACAUGCUUUACUCUGGCUCCGGCAUUCUGAGGAGGAGCAACCUGAACAUCUUCCAGUACCUGGGGAAGGCAGAUCUUCAUGGUAGUCAGGUGGUCAUUGAAGCCCAAGGGCUGGAAAGCUUGAUUGCAGCCACUCCUGAUGAAGGAGAGGAAAACCUUGAUUCCUAUGCUGGCAUGUCAGCCAUCCUGUUUGACGUUCAGCUCAGACCCGUCACUUUUUUCAAUGGAUACAGUGAUCUGAUGUCCAAAAUGUUGUCAGCAUCUAGUGACCCUGUCAGCGUGGUGAAAGGGCUUAUUCUGCUAAUAGACCAUUCCCAGGAUAUUCAGCUGCAAUCUGGACUAAAGGCUAAUAUGGAGAUCCAGGGAGGUCUGGCUAUCGAUAUUUCAGGUUCAAUGGAAUUCAGUCUGUGGUAUCGUGAAUCCAAAACCCGAGUGAAAAAUCGGGUGGCCGUGGUAAUCAACAGCGACGUCACAGUGGACUCAUCUUUUGUGAAGGCUGGCCUGGAAAGCAGGGCGGAGACAGAGGCAGGCCUGGAGUUCAUCUCAACAGUGCAGUUCUCACAGUAUCCAUUCCUAGUCUGCAUGCAGAUGGACAGGGCAGAAGCGCCAUUCAGGCAAUUUGAGACAAAAUAUGAAAGGCUGUCCACGGGCAGAGGCUAUGUCUCUCGGAGAAGAAAAGAAAGCCUAUUGUCUGGAUGUGAACUCCCACUCCAUCAAGAGAACUCUGAGAUGUGCAAUGUGGUAUUCCCGCCUCAGCCAGAGAGUGACAACUCGGGUGGAUGGUUUUGAAACUGAUGAGUGGUAUUUCCCUUGGAUCCAUUCCUUUG